AGGGAGAAGUUAUCAUUGACAAAAUUGUCUCCUGAGCCUCGCUUCAACAAUCGUCAAACAAUGCCCGGUGUUCUCUGUCCAUCGGAGCAUUCGAGGAUUCGCUCACUUGGAGUUGCUCCACACCUCUUCCCUUCUCAUUCACCUACUCGCUCGUAUUUUCUUCUUGGUUUCUGGGGGCAUUCGACAUGCCGAUCUGCUUCCAUUCUACGCCUGUCAUUUCCUUCUUCGGUCAAGCGGGUGUUUCCGUGCUCUUCCCUGCUCGGGUUUUCGAGUGGAAGCCACGCUUGGUUGCUGAUCAUCGCUGGAUUUGGCGACCCAGAACUUUCGCUACCUCGGAGGCGCGCCAUGCAUUAAGAAGGAAAUGCUCACCUCUGUUGGAUGCGGCAUUAUUGUCUAAUUCUAGCGCUUUGUCCUCAAAUGAGUGGAGGGCUGUUCCAGAUAUUUGGAAAUCAGCAACAGAAAAAUACGGGCAUCGAACAGCUGUAGUGGAUCUCUACCAUGAUCCUCCCACAGAACUAACUUACAGGCAGCUUGAGGAGGAUAUUUUGGAUUUUUCUGAAGGCUUGAGAGUUGUUGGUCUUCUUCCAGAAGAAAAGAUUGCCCUAUUUGCUGACAAUUCAUGCAGGUGGCUUGUUGCAGAUCAAGGUACCAUGGCCACUGGUGCUAUUAAUGUUGUUAGAGGGACAAGGGCAUCUAAUGACGAGCUAGUGAAAAUUUACAACCAUUCAGACAGGUAGCUGGUGAAUUUUAAUAACCAAUUCUGCUUGGAUCCUUUCAAUUAAUGGUGCUAUAGGCAGUUUAUAUUUCAGCCAUGCCACUUACUUUUAUUUGUUUUGUCUAUAGUACAUAUGCUAAAUUAUCAUGCUCAUUAUUAAUAAAUUCAAUAUGACCAUUCAUUAAAAUAGAAAAAAGAAAUGUUGGCCUCAAUAAUGAAA
Molecule: messenger RNA, 935 nt
Organism: Dendrobium catenatum
Lineage: Eukaryota; Viridiplantae; Streptophyta; Magnoliopsida; Asparagales; Orchidaceae
Product: probable acyl-activating enzyme 16, chloroplastic
Exons: 4
Coding region: 186-737 (183 amino acids)
Biological process (GO): fatty acid elongation
Cellular component (GO): chloroplast
Molecular function (GO): long-chain fatty acid [acyl-carrier-protein] ligase activity
Source: RefSeq, a predicted model, not a curated record